This is a messenger RNA of Megalops cyprinoides (Indo-Pacific tarpon), 2458 nucleotides long. RefSeq names its product neuronal differentiation 1 (gene neurod1). The record is from RefSeq and is a predicted model, not a curated record. Bases 141 to 1187 code for a protein of 348 amino acids. The transcript has 2 exons. Lineage: Eukaryota; Metazoa; Chordata; Actinopteri; Elopiformes; Megalopidae. Gene Ontology annotation, molecular function: protein dimerization activity. Gene Ontology annotation, biological process: regulation of DNA-templated transcription; nervous system development.
CUCUCAGAAUCAGCAGCACUGCUAUAUAACCUGAGCAUCUACCGUGCGGCCACUCACAAUACUCCACGGGACCUGUCGCGCACCCACAGGGGCAUGAAACGCUGUUAAAGAAGACAUACUGCAAGAAAGAGAGUUCGAUCAUGACAAAAUCAUACACCGAGGAAAGCAUGAUGGCAGAGUCCAAAGGCGCUUCAAACUGGACUGAUGAAUGUCUGAACUCACAGGACGAACGUGGCAUGGAAAAUAACGGUGAGCGAGAUGCCAUGACUAAAGAGGGCGACGACGACGAUGAAGACGCGCUCAACAGACUGGAAGACGACGAAGACGAGGAGGACGAGGAGGAGGAAGAAGGGGAUGAUCAGAAGCCCAAGAGACGUGGACCCAAGAAGAAGAAAAUGACAAAAGCCCGGCUGCAAAGGUUUAAACUGAGGCGCAUGAAGGCAAACGCGCGGGAGCGGAACCGCAUGCACGGACUAAACGACGCGCUCGAGAGUUUGCGUAAAGUUGUACCGUGCUACUCGAAAACUCAGAAGCUCUCGAAAAUAGAAACCCUGAGGCUGGCUAAAAAUUACAUAUGGGCCCUUUCCGAGAUCCUGAGAUCAGGUAAAAGUCCGGAUUUGAUGUCCUUUGUGCAGGCCCUAUGCAAGGGAUUAUCGCAGCCGACCACUAAUUUGGUAGCAGGCUGUCUCCAGCUGAACCCCAGAACUUUCCUUCCAGAACAGAGCCAGGAAAUACCCUCUCAUAUGCAAACAGCAAGUGCUUCCUUCACUGCCCAUCCCUAUUCCUACCAAACCCCCGGUCUUCCCAGUCCUCCGUAUGGUACAAUGGACAGCUCCCACAUCUUUCACGUGAAGCCGCACUCUUACGGCAGCGCGCUGGAGCCGUUCUUUGAAAGCGCGCUCACAGACUGCACUAGCCCCUCGUUCGACGGACCCCUGAGCCCGCCCUUGAGCGUCAACGGGAACUUCUCUUUCAAGCAUGAGCCUUCGUCAGAGUUCGAAAAGAACUACGCCUUUACCAUGCACUACCCAGCGCCGGGUCUGGCAGGGCCGCAGGGCCAUGCCUCCCUUUACGCAGGCUCCGCGCAGCGUUGUGAGAUACCGAUGGAGAAUAUUAUGUCAUACGACGGACAUUCUCACCACGAGAGAGUCAUGAACGCUCAGCUGAAUGCUAUAUUUCACGAUUGACGAAAUCCAAUGAAACGUUCUGAAAGACUCGUUUAAUAAGCGUCCGCGCAUUCGGGUAUCACUGAUGCAAAAGUGCAAAUAUUACGCUUGAAUUUAUGUAUGUAUUUAUUGUUGUUACUGCCUUUGGGAGGGGUGGGAAUUCAUAUUCCCAUUGACUUUAUGUAUUAUACUCUAUAGCGCUUCUAUAUUAAGGUCACGGUGGGAAAUUAGUGUGACCACGUUCAGAAUGUGUUGAUUAUAUGAUCCAUGUAACAAAAUCACAAGCAAUAAUUAGGAAACUAUGCAAUUUUUAAUCUAAUAUUGGGCCAAUUGAUAAAGUAAAUAAAGAUAUAUAUUUUUUUCAACCAGCAUUUUACUACUUAUCUAUCCCAUAUCGAAUUAUUUUGUUGUGAUUUUGUACAGAAUUGUUAAUUAACUUUUAUAAGGUCGAUUAUAUACUUUAUCCCAUGCAACUCCAUUAAUGUUUUAUAAAAUACAGAGGAAUCUCUUGUUUAUACAAAACAAUAAUGAUGAUAGUAAUAAUCGAAUGAUUUAGCCAGCAGACAAGUGCUUAGAAACCUGUUAUGUUGCCUUAGCACUUCUUUACUGUAAAAUCAUGCAAGGUUGCACAGUUCUGAUCACUUCAUUUUUGCCCCCAAAUUUUCAGUUUUUAGUCUGAAGCUGCAUAAGUGUGUCAUUUAGGUGUUGUAUGGCGCGUGGCUGUCACGUGGAAUUCGUAUCUCCUGUGUUUCCUCAGUCCAUUUCUUUAAUCCUCGUGCGCUUCAGCGUUUCAUCGAUCUGACAGGUGUGCCCUUAGUAAUAUAUUACCCUAAAAACAAGAAUUAGUGACUUGUCACUUCAAAAUUAAGAGAAACGUGGAACCUGCAGCUGACCGGGUUGAGCAGGUCCAAUCCCACGGGAGUUUUUUUUUUUUUUUAGAACUGUAGAUGAAGUAUACCACAUGCUCCAUACAUAGCGCAAUAGAUAUUGCAUGUACCACGCAGUCCGGACUAAAUGCUGUUUGAAGUGUGAUGCCGGUUCAACUUGAAUAAAUUUGUACUGUACUUUUGUUUGUAAACCUGUAUAGUAUGGUGUAUUGCCACAGUGCAUUGAGGCUUUAUAUGAAACAUCUCUGAACUAUUUAUAUUUCAGAUAGUAUUGGACCUUUGGUUGCGUUUCUCCUUCAGUGUGAAUUCUUAGUGUAUGUAAUUCCUAUGGGAUUAUUGUUUUUAUUUUGAUAGCUCAUUAAGGCGCAAUUUAUCAUUUGUAGAAUAAAGUCAGUUAGUACAAUA